GUCGUUUGGUACAUCAUGGUCCGCACCACCAUUCAAUAAACCAAAUGCAAACUCAAGGCUUCUCAGUGGGACAGGCCCGCAAUAAGAACAGAAGACCCUUACGCAGAGCACAAUCCCAAGAAGCAGUCAGAGGCUCGUUCUCCAUAAACCCCCCUUUAAAGACAACUUGAAGCAGAAGGGCUUUUGUAUGCGGGCAGAACUGUAAACCCAAGGACAGGCACAAACGGACUGGGGCAAGAGAAAGAGGGCACAAACCACGCAGGGUAAUGAAAGUCCACCUCGUGGCCAUGGUAUUGUGUGCUAGUGACUAUGUGAGUUUGUGAAAUCUGCUCUGGAACCGGUGGCCGGGCUGUCUGGUCUGGCACAGCCUCCAGGUCGAAGAGAAGCAGGUGGCUUUGUUCCUGGAAUCGGACUGAGGGAGCUAAACCGGGUUUAAAGAAGGCAGUGUUCCGCAGCGGGAACCUGUAAUCUAAGCUGAGGCUCGGGCAGAGCGCGAAACUCGCUCUCAGGCUUCCGACCCGAGCUGCUGACUGCGCUGGAAGCCCGCAGUGUGGAAGGCCUCCCUGGCUCGCGAGGAGCCCUCUGGGAAGCCGUGGAGCAGGCCCGGCCGCGUCCCCUAGCCACAGCCCGCUGUCCCAAGCUCCCGCCACUUUGCUGCGCAUCCAGCACUACCUUCCUUUUAUAAAUAACACCCACGUGCGCUGGUAAACAAGCUCGCGCGGCUCGCGCUUCCGCGCGCCCUGGGCGCGCCUGUGCUGCGCGCGCCCGCCCUCCGCCGGCACGUGUCAGUCGGCUCCGCCUGCGCCGCUUCGGCGGUGCUCAGGCUCCUCCCCCUCGGCGGGCUGCACGCAGCCCCCGAGUCCUCCAAACACCACCGCUCCCGGGACCUAGCUCCACCCUCGACUGCCAGGCGCGCCCCGCAGAGUGCCCUCCAACUUUCCUCCCCCAAUGACACCUCAUCGCGGCGGGACCCAUCGCCCCAGGCGGCGGCGGCAGUAGCGGCGGAGCCCGGGAGCUCUAGCCUUCCCAGCGUCCCUGUCCCUCCCCCGCUGCACCCCGCCCGGGCAGAGAAGGGAGCGCGAGAGCCCGAGCCUCGGGCGGGCGGGCGGCGAAGAUGGCAGAGGCGCUGGCCUCCCCGGCCCCGCUCUCUCCGCUCGAAGUGGAGCUGGACCCGGAGUUCGAGCCUCAGAGCCGGCCGCGCUCCUGUACGUGGCCCCUGCAGAGGCCGGAGCUCCAGGGAAGCCCGGCUAAACCCUCGGGGGAGGCGGCCGCUGACUCCAUGAUCCCCGAGGAGGAGGACGAUGAAGACGACGAGGACGGCAGCGGUAGGGCCAGCUCGGCCAUGGCGAUCGGCGAUGGGAGCAGCACCCUCGGCGCUGGAAUGCUCCUUGAAGACUCGGCCCUGCUGCUGGCUCCCGGAGGGCAGGACCCGGGGUCAGGGCCAGCUGCCACGGCGGGUGCGCUGAGCGGGGGAACGCAGACGCCGCUGCAGCCUCAGCAGCCGCUGCCACCGCCGCAGCCAGGGGCGGCUGGGGGCUCCGGGCAGCCGAGGAAAUGCUCGUCUCGGCGGAACGCUUGGGGGAACCUGUCCUACGCCGACCUGAUCACUCGCGCCAUCGAGAGUUCCCCCGACAAACGGCUCACUCUGUCCCAGAUCUACGAGUGGAUGGUGCGCUGCGUGCCCUACUUCAAGGAUAAGGGCGACAGCAACAGCUCUGCGGGCUGGAAGAACUCUAUCCGGCACAACCUGUCCCUGCACAGCCGGUUCAUGCGGGUCCAGAAUGAGGGAACCGGCAAGAGCUCUUGGUGGAUCAUCAACCCCGACGGAGGGAAGAGUGGGAAGGCGCCCCGGCGGCGGGCUGUCUCCAUGGACAACAGCAACAAGUAUACCAAGAGUCGUAGCCGCGCAGCCAAGAAGAAAGCAGCCCUGCAGACAGCCCCCGAGUCAGUGGAUGACAGCCCCUCCCAGCUCUCCAAAUGGCCAGGGAGCCCCACGUCCCGCAGCAGUGAUGAGCUGGAUGCAUGGACGGACUUUCGCUCGCGCACCAAUUCCAAUGCCAGCACAGUCAGUAGCCGCCUGUCGCCCAUCCUGGCAAGCACAGAGCUAGAUGACGUCCAGGAUGAUGAUGCGCCACUCUCCCCCAUGCUCUAUAGCAGUUCAGCCAGCCUCUCACCCUCCGGAAGUAAGCCGUGCACCGUGGAGCUGCCACGGCUGACCGACAUGGCCGGCACCAUGAAUCUGAACGACGGGCUGGCUGACAACCUCAUGGAUGACCUGCUGGAUAACAUCACACUCCCAUCGUCUCAGCCAUCCCCCACCGGUGGGCUCAUGCAGCGGAGCUCUAGCUUCCCAUACACCACCAAGGGCUCUGGCCUGGGCUCCCCGACCAGCUCCUAUAACAGCAGCGUGUUUGGCCCCUCGUCUCUGAAUUCCCUGCGCCAGUCUCCCAUGCAGACCAUCCAAGAGAACAAGCCAGCUACCUUCUCUUCCAUGUCACACUAUUUUACCCAGACACUCCAGGACCUGCUCUCUUCAGACUCACUCAGCCACAGCGAUGUCAUGAUGACCCAGUCGGACCCCUUGAUGUCUCAGGCCAGCACCGCUGUGUCUGCCCAGAACUCCCGCCGGAACGUGAUGCUUCGCAAUGACCCGAUGAUGUCCUUUGCCGCCCAGCCUACCCAGGGGAGUUUGGUCAAUCAGAACUUGCUCCACCACCAGCACCAAACCCAGGGUGCUCUCAGUGGCAGCCGUGCCUUGUCGAAUUCUGUCAGCAACAUGGGCUUGAGCGAUUCCAGCAGCCUUGGGUCAGCCAAACACCAGCAGCAGUCUCCCGCCAGCCAGUCUAUGCAAACCCUCUCGGACUCUCUCUCAGGCUCCUCCUUGUACUCAACUAGUGCAAACCUUUCCGUCAUGGGCCAUGAGAAGUUCCCCAGCGACUUGGACCUGGACAUGUUCAAUGGGAGCUUGGAAUGUGACAUGGACUCCAUUAUUCGUAGUGAACUCAUGGAUGCCGAUGGGUUGGAUUUUAACUUUGAUUCCCUCAUCUCCACACAGAACGUUGUUGGUUUGAACGUGGGGAGCUUCACUGGUGCUAAGCAGGCCUCAUCUCAGAGCUGGGUGCCAGGCUGAAGGAUCACUGAGGAAAGGGGAAGUGGGCAAAGCAGACCCUCAAACUGACACAAGACCUACGGAGAAAACCCUUUGCCAAAUCUGCUCUCAACACACGGACAGUGACACCGUUUACAGCUUAACACCUUUGUGAACCCCAUGCCAUUUUCCUAACCCAGCAGAGACUGUUAAUGGCCCCUUACCCCAGGUGAAGCACUUACCUUGGAACAGAACUCUCUAUCUAAAGUAUGCAAAUCUUCCUUGUACGGGGGUGAUGCGCCACCUGCCAGCCAAGGACAGCACCCCGCCAGCACCGCCCACCCUCGAUCAGAGCACACCGUGAGCCCCGGUUGGCGACUGUGUGGUGUUUUCAUACCGCAGUGGUUUAUGGGAUGUUUCAAGUGUUGUUUCGUGUUUGUUUUCCUUUGACUUUCUGAGUUUUUCACAUGCAUUAACUUGCGGUAUUUUUCUGUUAAAAUGUUAACCAUUCUUCCCCUGGCAGAUUUAAAAACAGAAGGAAACUGUACCAGUUACCAUUUUGGCUUUGGGCAUCACAGGGGUUUGAGCCAUGGAACUCCAUAAACUAACAAUUACAUAAA
This is a messenger RNA of Phyllostomus hastatus (greater spear-nosed bat), 3708 nucleotides long. RefSeq names its product forkhead box O3 (gene FOXO3). Gene Ontology annotation, cellular component: nucleus; mitochondrial matrix. The coding region runs from base 1115 to 3130 and encodes 671 amino acids. NCBI's taxonomy places the organism in Eukaryota, Metazoa, Chordata, Mammalia, Chiroptera, Phyllostomidae. Gene Ontology annotation, biological process: regulation of transcription by RNA polymerase II. Gene Ontology annotation, molecular function: RNA polymerase II cis-regulatory region sequence-specific DNA binding; DNA-binding transcription factor activity, RNA polymerase II-specific. The transcript is spliced from 4 exons. The record is from RefSeq and is a predicted model, not a curated record.